Messenger RNA from Carassius carassius (crucian carp), 2833 nucleotides. It is a transcript of the gene cacnb2a, whose product is annotated as calcium channel, voltage-dependent, beta 2a. Gene Ontology annotation, cellular component: voltage-gated calcium channel complex. The transcript is spliced from 13 exons. Gene Ontology annotation, molecular function: high voltage-gated calcium channel activity; protein binding. The record is from RefSeq and is a predicted model, not a curated record. Gene Ontology annotation, biological process: calcium ion transmembrane transport; regulation of voltage-gated calcium channel activity; neuromuscular junction development. Bases 758 to 2584 code for a protein of 608 amino acids. Lineage: Eukaryota; Metazoa; Chordata; Actinopteri; Cypriniformes; Cyprinidae.
CACUGUGAAGAGCAAUGAAGAGCGUAGAGAGCGAGGAGGACAGGAGGGGGGGGAAGAUAAGUGAAUGCAAAACAGAGGACAUACUGGAGAGAGACAGGAAGACUGUAGAGUGUACAGAAGCCUGGAUGCCUGAGGAACACUAUGGACAUACAGAAGACAGAAAGGACAACGUGUAAAAAACGAAUUGGCAGUUAGAGGUGCAGAUCACUGCAGCAGAGGUGCUAGCGUCUUUUGCAUCGGUGCGCCGGGCUCUAGUGAGCGGGGAAGGGCUCUUCAUAGAGGAGCAUGGCAGCCUGGUUAGCUGGUGUUGCUGCGGCGGGAUGGAUUGAGUCUAAUUCAUUAUUCUAGAAGAAAACACACCUCCACUGUCUACACAGGCCACUGCAUCAUCCACUAUGCGCAGGGAUCGAGAGCAAGCACAUGGAAUUGCGUGCCAUCGUCAACAACACAGCAGAACUCUACCUUCCCACAGCAGCAGCACAUCUAGCAUUGAUAACAUUAGCCCGGGCAACAGCCGAGAUAUUAGGUAGCACUUUAUGUAGCUUAAAUUGCAGUUUUAGUGAAAGCUAAACAAAAAAGCAGUGUCUGAAUUUUUUUUUUUUUUCUUAUAAUUGCAUUUUUGAUACCAGUGGCUCUCAGGUUUGUGUAUAAUUUUUGCAUAUCAUUUGGUAGAUGGUGGGCAGUAGUUGUUGUUUGAGUUUACUGAAGUUUGUGGUUGGUAUGGUGAGGAGAGCAGAUGCUCUAACUGGAUUGGCUGAUGAAGGCCUCCUGGAUACGACUGCUGAAACGAGCAACAGGGAACCAAGUCAAGAACAACAUCGGUGGUUCAGCGGACUCAUACACCAGUCGGCCGUCUGACUCGGAUGUGUCUCUGGAGGAAGAUAAAGAGACAUUACGCAGAGAAGCUGAGAGACAGGCUCUGGCUCAGCUCGAAAAGGCCACGUCUAAACCAGUGGCGUUUGCAGUACGUACUAAUGUUGGCUACAGUGCUUCUCUUGAAGACGACGUUCCUGUGCCUGGAAUGGGAAUCUCAUUUGAGGCUAAAGAUUUCCUUCAUGUUAAAGAAAAAUUUAAUAAUGACUGGUGGAUUGGUCGCUUGGUGAAAGAAGGGUGUGACAUCGGUUUCAUCCCAAGUCCAGUGAAACUUGAAAGCAUUCGCAUCCUCCAGGAGCUACGUGCAAAACAAGGGAAAUUUUACUCAAGUAAACUAGGGGCAAACUCUUUAUCCAGUUUAGGAGACAUUGUUUCUAACUCACGUAAAUCAACCCCUCCAUCCUCAGCUGUGGACAUAGACGCUGCAGGGUUAGAUCCAGAGGAGAGUGACCCUCCUCUCCAUCAGCGUUCACCCAAAGCCAGCCCAAAUACAGUAAUACCCCCUUUAGCCCGUGAGAAGCGAAUGCCUUUCUUUAAGAAGACAGAGCAUGUUCCUCCGUAUGACGUGGUGCCGUCGAUGAGACCCGUGGUGCUGGUGGGACCGUCGCUCAAGGGCUACGAGGUAACAGAUAUGAUGCAGAAAGCGCUGUUUGACUUUCUGAAGCACCGUUUUGAGGGGAGGAUCUCGAUCACUCGGGUGGCUGCUGAUAUUUCUCUGGCCAAGCGCUCUGUGCUCAACAACCCCAGUAAACAUGCCAUCAUCGAGCGCUCGAACACACGCUCCAACUUAGCCGAGGUUCAGAGUGAGAUCGAGAGGAUCUUUGAACUGGCUCACACGCUGCAGCUGGUGGUUCUUGACGCCGACACGAUAAACCACCCGACUCAACUGGGAAAAACAUCUCUUGCUCCAAUUAUUGUCUACAUCAAGAUCACCUCUCCAAAGGUUUUGCAGCGGUUAAUAAAGUCUAGAGGAAAGUCUCAGGCAAAACAUCUCAAUGUUCAGAUGGUGGCAGCAGACAAACUUGCCCAGUGCCCUUCAGGGCUUUUCGACAUCAUUCUUGAUGAGAAUCAGCUGGAAGAUGCCUGUGAGCACAUGGCUGAUUAUCUGGAGGCCUACUGGAAAUCCACUCAUCCUCCCAGCGUCCCGCAGACAAACCCUCUGCUGGAGAAACUCACCACCGUCGCCUGCAAGGACUCACUGACUAAUCCACAACCAAAGGGCAGAGCGGGUGAGCAGACAGCAGAGAGACCAGCGGACGACAGGACAGGCUUUUAUGAAGAAUACCAUCAUCAUCAUCAUCAUCAUCACUACCAAACUCAGAAGCAAGGAAGUUUGGAAGACGACAACGCUGAGGAGCGAGAUGCUACAGCUAACCACGACCAACAACCGAGUGAAUGGAGAAGCGGCCACAAACACCACAGUCAUCUUCAUCAUCAUCACCGCCAUCACAGUCGCACCACGAGGACGCUUUCCAAACAAGAGACGUCAGAGUCCAUGUAUCCAGAGCCUCUCGCGGGACAAACACAGGAAGAGGAACCGCCAAACCAUCACCAUCAUCACCACCGGGGUGACAGAGAGAAGGAAUACGACCACAAUGAGAGGAACGGACGGCAAAGAGGAAAGCAGAGGUCACAACGAGACCCUCAUCACGAGCGGGACAGGAAACAGGGAGAGGAGGAACGGGCGAGAGAGCAUUACAUAGAGCAGUGACACACAAACACACCGACCUCAAUCUCAUGUGUUCUUACAGGCCAAUGACACGUGUAUCCAUACAGGACUUUUCCAAGUGUGGACACAUUCAAUAAAGACAAUUAUAUAUGAUUUAACAUGGCAUUGAUGAUGAAAUUCUCUUUAAAGAUUGUAGAAUUUUGUGUAUUUAUUUUUAGUUCUGUUUUUUAAUUGAUUUGCAUUCCUGGUCUUAUUGAACACAUCAUAGACGCAUGUUAACCCAAAGGAGAA